AUGAACAACCCCUUCGCGCCCUCGACCUCGCGCCCCGGCCACGGCGCCAUCGUCCUCCGCCGCCUCGCCGCCUCCGCCCCCGUCCUACAAACCCUCUCCUACCAAUACCCGCUCAAGCUGAUAGCGCCCGCGCCCGCCGUCCUCACCACCGCCACCAAUGCCAAUGCCACCUGCGACAAUGACAGCCCCACCACCGUCCACACAAUCUUCCUCCUAAGCUACGGCGGCGGUCUCGUCUCGGGGGACGUCGUAAACCUAUCUAUAACGCUCGACACGCACGCCCGGCUCGUCCUGCUCACCCAGGGCAGCACCAAGGUCUUCCCCGGCGCGCGGCGCAGCGCGCAGAGCAUGGACGUGCGGCUGGCGCCCGGCGCUGCGCUGCUCUACCUCCCUGAUCCCGUGCAGCCGUACGCGGGGAGCGCGUUUGCGCAGGAGCAGAUUUACACGCUGCUGCCUGGCGAUGGGGAUGGUGCCAGUGGUGGUGGUGCGAGCGCAAACCUCUGCGUCUGCGACUGGGUCUGCGAGGGCCGGAGCGCGCGAAAUGAGUCCUGGGGGUUUGAUGGCUAUGCUAGCAGGAACGAGGUGUAUCUCGGCGCGAGCAAUGCGAGUGCAGCAAGCACACGCAAGCGCCUCCUCCUCCGCGACAACCUGCUCCUGGCCCCGCACAGCCACGACACCAGUGCAGGAGGCAUCGCCAGCCGGAUGGACGGGCUCGGCGUGUACGGCACGCUGAUCAUACGCGGCGGGCUGUUCGCCUCUCUCGGCGCGUACUUCAUGGACGAGUUUGCAGCGAUGCCUAGGCUUGGGGGACGGGGGUGGGAGGGUGGUGAUAGUAGUGACAAAGUAGGUAAAGAAGCCACACGCGUAGCACGGCACGCGCAAGAACAGCGCGACAGCGUCAUCUGGACCGCAGCGGCAGUGCGCGGCUUCGUGCUCGUCAAGUUCGGCGCAAGGGAGGUCGAGGGCGCGCGCGUCUGGUUGGGCGGCAUGUUGAGGGCUGAGGGGACCGUGGAGCGCGAGUUUGGCGAGGGGGCGCUGCUGUGUUUGCGCUGA
Messenger RNA from Aplosporella prunicola CBS 121167, 1053 nucleotides. RefSeq lists its product as uncharacterized. The transcript is spliced from 2 exons. Bases 1 to 1053 code for a protein of 350 amino acids. The record is from RefSeq and is a predicted model, not a curated record. Gene Ontology annotation, molecular function: nickel cation binding. Lineage: Eukaryota; Fungi; Ascomycota; Dothideomycetes; Botryosphaeriales; Aplosporellaceae.